Molecule: messenger RNA, 411 nt
Organism: Nematocida parisii ERTm1
Lineage: Eukaryota; Fungi; Microsporidia
Exons: 1
Coding region: 112-399 (95 amino acids)
Source: RefSeq, a predicted model, not a curated record
UAGUAAACUUAUUGCUAAAAUAGAAAUAUUAAUAUAUUGAGAACAUAAGAAUUAUGCAAAAAUUGAUCUUGUUCGAAUUAAUCUUAUAAACAGAGUUUCUAAUUAUUUUAUAUGUUAAAAAGAACAAAAGAGAAGAUAAUAGAGUGUUCCUUAGAGAAUAUAUGCAGAAUACCUAUAGAUAAGAAUAUAUACUUGAUUAUAACAGGCAAAUUUUUAUGUAUUAAACACCAUGAGAGUGGUGAGACAAUUCUUUAUAUUUACCAUAAUAAAAAGAAAUUAGCAAUUACGUAUACAGGAAGAAUCUCUCAUACAAGAGUCACUGGGCAAGUAGUUCAUGUAUUCUGUCAAGUAGUAAAAAUUGACAGAAUAAGACGAGUAAUAUGUCUUACACUAAAAUAAAAACAAGAAUGC